ACGGAUUGGGGGUUAUUACAAGGAGGAGGGGGAGGAAAACUCACAUCCCACUCCAGUCAGUUUGGUAGCGACUCUCCGUUCGUUCACACAGCUCGUGCUUGCAGACCGGGGUCAGUGUUUACGCACGAUGUUCGCACGGGGUUGACAAACCACAGUUGUGCUCCCAAAGCGGCGUGCGUAAUGCAGUCAUGAGGUUUACCUGAGCCGGGCAUGUAGUGAGCCGGGUUCCUGGGCGUGGGAAGCAAAGAAACAAAGUAAGCAGCUUGUCUACUUAUGCGGCGUGGCGUGGGAAUAUUGUUUCACUAAACUUCAGUUCCAUCUAAUUUCCUCGACGCGAAUGGACACUCAUUUUUGAACUCUACGCCUUGAAAUAAUUCGCGAGCGGGACACCAGGAUGUAGGUUUAAAUAUCUGGGAAGUAUUCACUGGACACCGAGGACAAAUUUCAAUCACUUUGGGGAAUACUGUGAUUGCAGAAAACGCAGCAGUAAUACAAAGGAACAAAGUGUGAGGGUGUAAGCAGUUGGACCGAAGCCCUGGGGUCGCUCAUUUAUCCUGUCACUCUGCAGAAAGCUGGGCCGAGCGGGGAGAGAUCGGGUGACCACGGACCCCUACUACAGGCAUGAUGGGGCAGUGGUGGGCAGACCUGUUUGCUCUUUUCAUCCUUGCAACAUCGUUCCUCUCAACUUCUCAAGCUAAAAAUAAAGAAUUUCUAUCAACCACUCUGAUCAACAAUGUGGUAGCAGAUCCCAGGAAUGGACGUCUAUACGUGGGGGCCGUGAAUGCCCUUUAUCAGUUGAACUCUAACCUAGAAGUAGAGUCCCAGGCUGAGACUGGACCCAAGCGGGACAAUCGCCAGUGCACUCCUCCAGUCACUGAUGCCUGUGAGGAGGCAGUGGACACAGACAACCACAACAAGCUACUGCUGGUGCACAGUGCCAACAAUGUCCUGGUGGUGUGCGGCAGUGUGUUUAGGGGCAUCUGCUCUCUGAGGAACCUGAGCCACGUGGAGCAGCGACUGUACUUCAGUGAUACUAAAGGAGAAAAGUCCUAUGUGGCCAGUGCAGAGGAGAGCGUGUCUGUGGUAGCUGUCAUGUCGUAUUUUAUGAAGGAUGGAAAAAGCUUACCAGUUUUCUUGGUGGGCAAGGGCUACGGCAGCCAUGACAGUACCAAGCUGAUCUCCACACGUAUUCUGCAGGACUAUGGGGACUGGGUGAUUUUUGACAGUAUUAUUGAGGCCUCAGCAGUGCAGGCUAACCCCUUUGUUCUGCGCUACCUCCACGACUUUCGUUUUGCCUUCAAAGAUGGUGGCUUUGUGUACUUCCUGUUCUCUCGGACACUGGGUGUCCAGGACACAAAGAACUUCACAUUUAUCUCCAGAAUGUGUGUGGAGGACGAGGCAUACUACUCCUACACUGAGCUUCAGCUCAACUGCAGCACAUCAAACAAGUACAACAAAGUCCAGGCUGCCUAUGUGUCCACACCAGGAGAGGUCCUGGCACAAAAUAUGACCAAAUCAAACCAGUAUGGGCAGGUUUUUGCAUCAGACAAGGUGUUGUUUGUAACAUUCACUUCAGAUGAAGAUUCACAUUCUUCUGCCAUGUGUAUGUUUCCUCUGCUCUCUAUUAAUAAUCGGUUGGUGGAGAUCAUUGAUGCUUGCUAUAGCGACAGUGGUAUCAUCAAAAACAAGCCUGCAGUCUACUCUCCUUACUCCUCUAAGUCAGAAGAAUUGUGCCUUAACACUAACCAGAAUAACAUGGCUCUUACAUACAAGUGUGGAGCUGAGUUUCUGCCUUCACCCCUGGCCAGUAAGGCUGAGUUUGCCUUAAGCUCUGAGCCUGCAUUUACCCGAAAGGGCCACAUGACAUCAGUGGCAGUAGCAGUUGAAAUGGGGCAUGCUGUGGCGUUCCUGGGCACCUCUACUGGAGAGGUUCUGAAGGUACACCUCUCGGCCAACCCAGAGGGCAAUGUACAAACACUGACUGAAGCCACGGGUGAUAAGGUCAACAAGGACCUGCUUUUUGACUCCAGCCUUGAGCACCUGUACAUUACCACAGAGAAGAAGAUCACUAAAGUUCCUGUUCAGGCGUGUCAUUUGAAGACAGACUGUCAGUCCUGUAUCUCUUUGAAGGACCCAUACUGCGGAUGGUGUGUCCUUGAGGGAAAGUGUACUCGUAAGCAGGAGUGCAGUAGAUCUAUGGAUGAAAACACCUGGCUGUGGUCUCCUAAUCAGCAGUGUGUCCAGAUCAAGGCCUUCUCUCCCCCGAACAUCAGUUGCAAGAAGACCCAGCAGGUGGACAUAAUUAUCCCCUCCCUGCCUCGGCUGAGGUCAAAUGAUACUCUACAAUGUGUCUUUGAUUUGUACACCAGUGAAGCAGCAAUGGACAAUUAUAAUAAAGUUGUCACCUGCUCAUUGCCUGAACCCUUCAAUAUCCCACCUACUCCAGGACUGCAGGAUUACGUGUCUGUUCCUGUAAAGGUCAUGGUAAAUAAAGAUAUAGAGGUGACAUCGAGCCAGUAUCACUUUUACAACUGUGCCGCAACUGUCAGAAAGAGCCCGAACACACCGUGCAUCUCAUGUGUGACCAGUGACUGGGGCUGUCAGUGGAAUGCCCAGGAGCACAGCUGCAGUGACCAGGAUGACUCUGUGCACGGGAGACACAUAAUCAAACCACAGCAGCCGGACAGCUGCCCUCAGUUCGAGUCCCCAGAGCCUUUGCUGAUUCCUGUUGGCUUUGAAAUCCCCAUCAGUUUCCACGGCCGAAACCUGGGCUUCUCUGGUCAGAGGUUUACCAUUGGAACGGAGCUAAUGAAGAAUACAGAACAAACAGUUAUUCAAGGGGAGGGCUCCAAAUUCAAGUUCAGAGGAUACAAGUUUGCCUAUGACAAACAGCAAGAAACAAAUGUUACAUUCCACAUCAAAGACCAAAGCACAGAGAGGAAGAUUGACAGUACUCUGACAGUGGUGCUGUAUAACUGCUCAGUGGGCAGGGAGGACUGCAGUCUUUGUAAACAUGCUGACUCUAAAUACCAGUGUGUUUGGUGCGCCUCCUCUCACACCUGUGUUUACCACAACCUGUGCCUGUCUCAGCAGCCGGAGCUCUGCCCCAACCCCGAAAUCACAGAUAUCAUCCCUCGUUAUGGCCCCCUCAAUGGCCACAUCUCAAUCACCAUCAAAGGUUCCAACAUGGGCAUUAAGAAAGAAGACAUCAAGAAGAUUACUGUUGCCGGAGUUAACUGUGUGCACCAGGAAGACAGAUACUCUGUCUCCACAAGUGUGGUGUGUGAAAUCGGCCCUGCAAAGCGAACGCCUCCAUCUGACGUCCCUUUCCCACCGCGAAACCAAGGCUUUGUGAACAUAGAAGUGGAGGGGGGCAGAAGUGGAACAUCACAGGUCCUUUUCACUUACCGGGACCCCAAACCAAACUAUGUAAAGCCAGGCAAGGGUCCAGCAGCCGGAGGAACAGUCAUCACCAUUGAAGGAGAAGACCUGGACACAGCAACUAAAGAAGAUGUGGCUGUCAGUGUCGGAGGAGUACCAUGUGAAGUCCUGUCAUUUGGUAAACAGAUCACAUGUAAGACGGGCCAAUACCGUGGACAGAAGCUCCCAUCUGACCACCUGACAGUGACUGUGAACUAUGGAAAAAACACCACAAAAGAUGUCCCAGCUGCCUACCAGUACUCUGAGAACCCCAAGAUCACAGGCUACAACCCCAAGACCAGUUUUGUGUGUGGUGGCCGUAGUAUUGUUGUGACUGGAAAUGGAUUUGACUUGAUUCAGAGAGCCACAAUGAAAGUGCUGCAGGACACCACACUUAUUGAGUUUGUGCAAGAGGCGAAGAGUAAAAACGACAGCGUGCUUCACUUCAGCUCUCCUGCAGUGAACGGCUCUGUGGAGUCCAUUAGGACUGUGCUGCAGCUGGACAAUGUGGUAGAGGAGCUCAAGGACUUCAACUAUCACCUGAACCCCACCUUCGACCGGCUCAACAAGAACGUCAUUACAGAGACCAGCAUCAUCAUCGUCACUGGUCGUGGAUUCUCAAAAGCCAUGACAGCCAAAGAGGCUCAAGCGUUUGUUGGUGAUGCCACCUGUCAUGUCAAUAUACUGCAGGAUGAUAAGUUGAUCCUCGAGGCUCCUUCCACUCAGCCUCGAGCCAGAUCCAAACGCCAACGCAGAGACACAACCAAUGACCCGCUCGAACUCGUGGUGAAAUUUGGGGAUGGCGAAUGGUUGGUGGGCUCAGUGUAUUAUGCAAGAAAAGAUGACAUCCCCCUGGGUAUUAUCAUCCCUGCAGUAAUUGUUCCUAUGCUUCUCUUCAUUGCAAUCUCCGUCUACUGCUACAGGAGGAAAAGCCAGCAGGCAGAACGCGAGUAUGAGAAGGUCAAACAUCAGUUGGAAAAUCUGGAGGAAAGUGUGCGAGAUCGAUGCAAGAAAGAGUUCACAGAUCUGAUGAUUGAAAUGGAGGACAACACCAGUGAUUUGAGUGAGGCCCGUAUCCCCUUCCUUGACUAUAAAACCUACACGGAUCGCACCUUCUUCUUGCCGUCUAAAGAUGGCGCCAAUGAUGUCAUGAUCACAGGGAAGAUUCAAAUCCCAGAGAACCGCAGGGCAACUGUGUCCCAGGCCCUGAACCAGUUCUCCAACCUGCUCAACAGCAAAACCUUUCUCAUCAAUUUCAUCCGCACUCUGGAGAGCCGCCCUGACUUCAAUGCCAGAUCUCGUGGUUAUUUUGCCUCUCUCCUGACGGUGGCGCUACAUGGGAAAUUGGAGUACUACACUGACAUCAUGCGGACACUGCUGCUGGAGCUAAUGGAUGAACAUGUGCAGAACAAAAACCCCAAACUCAUGCUCAGGAGGUCAGAGACAGUGGUGGAAAGGAUGCUUUGUAAUUGGAUGUCCAUUUGUCUCUAUCAGUUCCUCAAAGAUACUGCAGGUGAGCCAUUGUACAAGCUGUUCAAGGCCUUAAAACACCAAGUAGAGAAGGGGCCAGUGGAUGCCAAGUUGAAGAAAGCCAAGUACACAUUGAAUGAUACAGGGCUGCUGGGUGAUGAUGUGGAGUACUCUGUUUUGACAUUGCAGGUACUGGUGCAUGGAGAAGGACCCGACGUGACUCCUGUAAAAGUGCUGAACUGUGAUACAAUCACACAGGUGAAGGAGAAGAUUAUUGAUCAGGUGUACAGAAAUCUUCCCUACUCUCAGAGGCCCAAAGUGGAGAGUGUUGCUCUUGAGUGGCGUCCCGGCUCCACUGGUCAGAUCCUGUCUGACCUUGACUUGACCUCACAGAAAGAAGGGCGGUGGAAGAGACUCAACACUUUGGCUCAUUAUAAUGUUCGAGAUAAUGCCACAUUGGUGCUGUCCAGAGUUUUGCACACACAGGCGUUUCACCAGCACCAGGACAGCUAUGAAGAAAAAAAUGCACUGUUAGAAGAUGACAACACCUAUCACCUGGUCAGAACACCGGAUGAAAUUGACGAAGGAAAGUCUAAGAGAGGCAGCAUGAAGGAUAAAGCCAUGACGAAAGCCAUUACUGAAAUCUAUCUGACCAGGCUUCUGUCUGUCAAGGGUACUCUGCAGCAGUUUGUGGACGAUUUCUUCCGUAGUGUGCUCUGUUCAGGUUCAGUUGUCCCACCUGCUGUGAAGUAUUUCUUUGACUUUCUGGAUGAACAAGCACACAGACAUGAUAAUGUUGAUGAGGAGACGUUACACAUAUGGAAGACCAACAGCUUACCACUGCGGUUCUGGGUGAACAUUUUGCGGAAUCCCCACUUUGUCUUCGACGUGCACGUGACGGAGGUGGUUGAUGCUUCGCUGCACGUGAUCGCUCAGACUUUUAUGGAUGCCUGCACCAAGUCUGAGCACAAACUUAGCAGAGAGUCUCCAAGCAACAAGCUGCUCUAUGCAAAAGAAAUUUCCACAUACAAGAAGAUGGUAGAUGACUACUACAAAGGCAUUAGACAGAUGGUUUCUGUAAGUGACCAGGACAUGAACACACACCUUGCCGAAGUGUCAAGGCAACACACAGACAAGCUGAAUACCCAGGUGGCCUUACAUCAGCUCUAUCAGUACGCCAGCAAAUACUACGAUGUGAUCAUUGAGUCACUAGAUGAAGACCCCGCUGCGCAGAAUAGACAGCUCACCCUUCGGCUACAACAGAUCGCAGCUGCUCUUGAGAAUAAAGUCACUGACCUUUGACCUCUGAUCUCUUCAGGAAUUUAGAGCAGAGAAACAAAAUCACAAGAUGUCACGUUUGAUGCUCAAUUUUACAGAAAGACUGUAGUUUAAGGAAGCUGUAAUGACUUAAGUUGAAGAUGACUUUUUGUAAGUGGAAAAAAAGUGAAGCGCUUAUGUCCACGACGUGGUUUUUGCAUUCGUUCCAGAACAGUGCAAGGAGGAGACAUGGUGCCUACAGCCUGCGAGGACAAACUCUGUGAAAGCAAUUCAUUUUAAUGGCAAACUUUUUAAAAUAUUUGUUUUGACAAUGAGGACAUUCACACACAAACUUUAAUUUGCCCCAUCAUGAAGACGUGCCUGGUGAGUGUUCAAACAAUAAUAAGGACCUUAGCAUUCAGGCUGGAUAAAGCAUUUUAUGACACUUAUCAAUUUAAAAAGGACUUUCCUGCAGACAGAACUGUAUUCAAACAUCAUUGUGUAGUAUGAGGUAAAUCCUUCGGUAAAGUGAAACAAUUAUGGUACAUGCCACUUCUGGGUCAAGAGACUUAAAUGGCAAAUGAGUGUAUUCAGGGUACAGCAUAUUUUUAUUUCAUUAUUUCCAUAUCAGGUUUGUUUUAUUGGUUGCAGUUUUAGUAUAUUAAAUUAAGGCACAGAAUUACACUUCACAGGGUAGAUGCAGUAUUUGCCAUAAUCCAGUUUUUUGGGUUUUUUUGCUUUUUAAGGCAACAUGCUACAAUCAUUUGUGUGCAUAUCAAACAUCAUUUUUAUUUUCUGUUGAUUAUGUUGUUGAUAAUGUUGAACAUUUUACUUGCUGUGAAAAGUGUAAACACGGCUCUGAGCAGCCAAACAUUUUAAUUGUUAAAUUUUGAUUCUUUUUUAAUCCUUUUACUUUGCCAAUAUCUUCAAGCAGCAUUUUCUGUUUCCAGCAGACAUGUGGAAAGUGAAUGAAGUGUCUUUUGAAGACAGUGCUGCCAGACUCUUUAGAGUCUCACAUUAACUGUUCAAUGAAAGUGUCUUAUUAGACACCUUAUGAUCUGUCCAUCAUGGGGUGUGUGCCUGUAACAGUGAAUUGAAAUUUAAGUCAACGGUACAAAGUUCUUAAGCAUAUAUGAAAUAUGUUUUAAAUUGGUGUAAAUGCUGAAUGGAUUGUUUGUGAAACACACUACCAUCUUUCUUUGUGGCGAUCGCUUCCAUUUUGUUGGUUUUGUCUUUCAUAUUGCAACAUCUGUGUGUUUUACCUUCAAAAGUAAGCAGAAACAUGCUCCUCUUAAAUUUGGUGCAUUCAGUUGGAUUCUUAUAGACUAACUGAUCGCAACUUCACAGAAUCAUGCCAUUUUCAUCAAUUUCAUGGAAUCUUAUCUAAACGAUUGUUGUGAAUUGUCUGUUCUUUUCUUCCCAUCACCUUGGCUACUUUCUGCCUUCUUCCUGUCACCAACAAGUGCCUUAAUAAUUUUCAAGAAUAAGAGACACAGAAAAGCCAAAUAUAAUAAUAGAUGGAUAAAAAUGAAGCAUUUUCCUCAGCAGUGAUGUGUUAAAACCAUUCUACUCAAAACAUCCAGCUCUGUUAAUGUUACAAAACCUGACUUCUUUCAACUUGACAGCUCAAAUGGGUUUCAGUUUCUUGUGCAAGUUUGUUUUGGGGAUUGUGUGGAUCGCUGUCACUUUUUUUCCUGUAAUAAGUGAGAUGCCAAUUAUGAUGCUGCCAGUUUGACACUCACACCACCACAUUUCCAUAAAACUAAUAACAUGGAACAAAUGUUUUCAAAAGAUGCAAGUGUUGUAGGGUUUAUGGUACUGAGUUUAGACUACAAAUGAUCUGAUGAAUGAUUCUUUUUGUAAGAGCUUCAGAGAUUUUGAAUUAGGCUAUAGAUGUUUGAUAAAUGUUAUUACAUUUAUAUCAGUAUUUGAAAGCACACAAUGCCCAGUAGUAACUUACAAAUCUUGCUCGAUGGUUUAUACCAUGCUUUACAUUACAUACUGCAUAUUCAAUAAUUAUUCUUGUAAAAAAAAUCUGUGUAAGAAGAAUAAUUACAAAUAAUGAUGUAGGACAAAAUGGACAAAUUCAGGCUUAAAUAGCUCGCCUGAGUUGAAGCAAUGCCCAUAUCAGUGACUCUUCUGAAGAAGUGGAGAAGUGGGCAAAAUGUAUAGAUUUACAGAUAGCCUAUCCAAUAAAUUAUGUUUUUACAAAUGUU
Periophthalmus magnuspinnatus is the source of this 8363-nucleotide messenger RNA. RefSeq names its product plexin b2a, tandem duplicate 1 (gene plxnb2a.1). NCBI's taxonomy places the organism in Eukaryota, Metazoa, Chordata, Actinopteri, Gobiiformes, Gobiidae. The coding region runs from base 622 to 6192 and encodes 1856 amino acids. Gene Ontology annotation, molecular function: semaphorin receptor activity; protein binding. The transcript is spliced from 43 exons. Gene Ontology annotation, biological process: regulation of GTPase activity; negative regulation of cell adhesion; regulation of cell migration. The record is from RefSeq and is a predicted model, not a curated record. Gene Ontology annotation, cellular component: semaphorin receptor complex.